AGCCUAGCAUGCUAGCGAGCAGUGUGAACAUUCCAAACUGUCCGCGACUCCUGCUUGUUAGCAAGGCUGCUGCCACUUCACUCCACUCCACUCCACCAACUCUUGGAAUAAUCAUCGUAACACAACUCCUUUCAUCAUUCGAACAACACAACUCGUCCGUCUUCGGCUACCUCGACGUGGCGGCCGAGCAGCAGGAAUAAUGGCGACAGCAGUUUGCUGAUUCCUUUGGACGGCGCCUCCAUGGACACGCAGUCCACCUACUCGGGAUAUUCCUGCCAUUCGGAGCGCUCGCGGGACCAUCGGCACGGAGAGAGAAGUCGGGACCGCCACAAGUCACGCAGCAAAGAUGGCCAGUUGGAUAAAUCAGUAACAAUCCAGCCGGCGCCCAGGGAUCCGUUGUUGGGUGAUGCUGGUGCUCGGGGAGAGCACGUUCAGGAUGACACGUGGGGCGAGACCACCACAGCCAUCACGUCGGAGCGCAGCCUGUCCCGGGAGGACGUGGCGCGCAUCGCCAAGGACCUGGAGGACAGCGUGGGGCUGGACUGCCGCCGCUGCUCAACGCUGGCCCUCGCCGCCGUCCUGGGGGUCCUGGUGUUCCUCACGCCACCCGCCUUCCUGGCGCUGCCCCACCUGCUGUGGCCCGAGAAGCUGCGGAGCUGCGGCACGGCCUGCGAGGGCCUCUUCAUCUCCGUGGCCUUCAAGAUGCUCAUCCUGAUGCUCGCCGUCUGGGCCCUCUUCUUCCGAGCGCCGCGCACCGGCCUCCCGCGCCUCUUCGUGUUGCGUGCCCUCCUCGCCGUCCUCGUGCUGCUGUUGGUGCUCUGCUACUGGUUGUUCUACGCCGUAAGGAUCCUCCACUCACAGGAUGAGGACUACCGAGGCAUUGUCCAGUUCGCCGUUUCGCUGGUGGACGCUCUGCUCUUCAUCCACUACCUGGCUGUGGUGCUGCUGGAGCUCCGCCAGCUGCGGCCAUGUUUCUCCGUGUGCGUCACACGCUCCACCGACGGCCACACCAGACACUACGACCUGGGCCGGCUCAGCAUCCAGCGAGCGGCCUCGGCCGUCCUGGAACGCUACUAUUCCCAUUUCCCCAUCCACAACCCGGCUCGGAUCGCCGCUUCCAAGUCCCGCACCGCCAAACACCUGGCCGGUCUUAAGGUGUAUGAAGUGGAUGGAGACUUCCCAGCUGCCUCCACUGAAGGCCCACCAGGGAAUAACGCCAGAGCAGGACUAGGACACUCCCAGUCCAGGGCCAUGAUCGCUGCCGCCGCCCGUCACCGAGACGCCGGUCACAACGAGCUCUACUAUGAGGAGGCGGAGCAUGAGAGGCGUGUACGCAAACGUAGAGCCAGGCUGGUGGUGGCCGUAGAAGAGGCCUUCGCUCACAUCAAGCAGGUGCAGGAGGAAGAGGAGGAGGAGGAGAAGAAGAAGAAAGCUCCGGGAGACGCGAUGGACCCGCGAGAGGCGGCCCAAGCCAUCUUCCCGUCCAUGGCACGGGCCCUGCAGAAGUACCUGAGGAGCACCGAGCAGCAGCACUGCCACAGCAUGGAGACCAUCCAGCAGCACCUGGCCUUCUGCAUCCGCAACAACAUGUCCCCCCAGGCCUUCCUGGAGAGCUACCUGACGCCGGGCCCCGUCCUGCGGUACGCUCAGGACGGCCGCCCCACGUGUCGCUGGACACUACUCAGCGAGGCGUCGGUCACGGGCGGCCUGAAGGACGGCACCGUCUUCCUGCUCAGGUGCGUGGACUUCAGCCUGGUGGUGAGCGUCAAGGAGAUCCCCUACAUCCGCAUGUCGGAGGAGUACGUCGACCCCAAGUCCCACAAGUUUGUCCUGCGCCUGCAGUCCGAAACCUCGGUAUAGCUACAUUUUUUUUUCUUACUUUUUAUGCAGCUGCACACUUUUUACCCCAACUUGUGGGAAUCCAUGCUGGAUUUAUACGCCACCGUCAAGCGGAUUGUUACUCAAUUUCAACAUCUUUGUUCUUCGCUGGUAAUGCUUUAUCCUCACGCAUUAUGGUCCUUGAACGCACCACGGUGGCAGGGAGAUGCCAAAGUGUAGGACUUCUAUAAACGUCUGCUGUCAUUUUCACCAAAAUGAUCAAUAUGGUGGUCAAUAUUCAAAGAGAAAAAAAGCUCGCUAACGACCAAGCAGAAUUGUACGAGAAUAACUUUGUGAUAUUUUGAGGAAAAAUAUCAUUUUAGGAGCACAAUUUUGAAAUAGAAAAAUUAUAUUUUUUAUGUAACGUUAUGAGAAACAAAACAACAAAUAGAGUUUGAAUAUUUUGGGAAUAAAGUCAAAAUAUCAGGAGAAGAAAGUUGCAAUAGUUGGAACAUUUUAAUUUCAAAAAAAUGCAAAAAUGGGGGGGGGGGGGACCAUUUUACCAGAAGAAGGUUAUAAAAAUAUUUUUACAAGAUAAAAAAUUCUAACCAAAAAAACAAAAAAUAAGCUUGCGUAUGAAAGAUUAUACCACCUCCUGGUAGGCACUGAACAGAAACUCUCCUUUUGGGGGGUCCCAAAACCCCCAAAAUAGUUUAUCAGGAGAAUAAAGGAUUUUUGUUAAUGUUUGACUUUCCUUCUAUGUUCAUGAAAAAAAAAAAAAAACAAGACGCAAAGGUGGGAUCUGGACCAUAUUUUGCGGGGGGGUAUUUGGGUAUUUGGUCCAUUUCCAGUUUUGCUUCCAUCAUGGGCCAAUCGGCAAUAAGCUGCGGGCUGUAAACGGCCCCCGGUCCAGUGCCUUGUCGUAACAGCGCGUUUGGACCUCAAACCGACGGGGAAACGAAGCCCAUCACUCGACGGUGCGCCUGUCGCCCCUCAUCUGUCGCCGCCUCGGCGGUCCCGUGCGGGUCCGGGAUGAGGCCGACGGAGGGAAAUGAACAUUUGCAUGCAAAUGGAAAGCUUGUCCUCUCCUAUUUCUUUGGUAAUGACUCGGAUACGUGCCGACGGAUGCGUCUCCCGCUGCUUCAUCUCCGCUCUGAUUGGAUUCCUCUUUGUCUCCUGGUCCCGCCAAAACUCCGCUGUCGGCUCGUCUGGAGUCCCCGCCGCCGCCGACGCUGAAUGAAUAUGAUCGUCCAUGGUGACGCGUGGAUUUCUUCAAUCCGGUCUUUGAACACAAACCUUUUACCAGCGAAGGUUACAUCGUGUAAAAAGUCUUUUUAUUUGUAAAAAGAUGAUUGAUUAUGAUGAGAAACUAAACAAAACACAAUCAAGUUGUCAUUUUUGGAAAAUUUGGUUGGGCAAAAAGUUAGAAUAUUAUGAGAAUCAAGUCCAAAUAUUCUAGGAAUAAAGUCAUUAAUAAAUUCACAAGAAGUGAGGUCAAACUAUUUAAAAAAAAUUAAUUAAAUUAAAAAAAUUUAAAGCAACAACAACAGGGGGAAAUGGCGGCCAUUUUACAAGUAAAAGUAGUGUAAACAGUAUUUUUAUUUGUGAAAAGAUGAUUGAUUAUGAUGAGAAACUAAACAAAACACAAUCAAGUUGUCAUUUUUGGAAAUUUUGGUUUGGCAAAAAGUUAGAAUAUUAUGAGAAUCAAGUCCAAAUAUUCUAGGAAUAAAGUCAUUAAUAAAUUCACAAGAAGUGAGGUCAAACUAUUUAAAAAAAAUUAAAAAUAAUUAAAUAAAAAAAUUUAAAGCAACAACAACAACAACAGGGGAAAAUGGUGGCCAUUUUACAAGUAAAAGUAGUGUAAAAAGUAUUUUUAUUUGUAAAAAGGUGAUUUUUCAGGGUUAGAUGAGAAACUAAACAAAACACAAUCAAGUUGUCAUUUUUGGAAAAUUUGGUUAGAAUAUUAUGAGAAUCAAGUCCAAAUAUUCUAGGAAUAAAGUCAUUAAUAAAUUCACAAGAAGUGAGGUCAAACUAUUUAAAAAAAUAAUAAAAUUAAUUAAAUAAAAUUGUUUUAAAAAGCAACAACAACAAGGGGAAAUGGCGGCCAUUUUACAAGAAGAAGAUGAUUUUUGAACAUUUUUGAAUGUUGCAAGGGCGGUAAGGCGGUCGAGUGGUUAGCGCGCAGACCUCACAGCCAGGAGACCAGGGUUCAAUUCCACCCUUGGCCAUCUCUGUGUGGAGUUUGCAUGUUCUCCCCGUGGGUUUUCUCCCGGUACUCCGGUUUCCUCCCACAUUCCAAAAACAUGCUAGGUUAAUUAGCGACUCCAAAUUGUCCAUAGGUAUGAAUGUGAGUGUGAAUGGUUGUUUGUCUAUAUGUGCCCUGUGAUUGGCUGGACACCCUUGUGAGGAAAAGCGGUAGAAAAUGAAUGAAUGAAUGAAUGAAUGAAUGUUGCAAUAUGAUGACUUAGGUUGGGCAAUACGAUGAGAAUCAAGCGAAGUGUUCAUUUCCAUUUCUCUCCUCGCUGUGUCGUCGCGUGUGUCUUUUCAAAUACUGAUUUCGUCUGAACGCUUUGCCGCAGACGGAGCAGUUGAAAGGUUUCUCGCCGGUGUGUUUCCUCAUGUGUGUUUUCAAAGUAUCGUUUUGCACGAAAGCCGCGCCGCACACUGAGCAGGGAAAGGGUUUCUCUCCGCUGUGUAUCCUUCUGUGCGCUGUCAAAUUGGACUUUUCCGAGAAGGUUUUGCCACAAACUGAGCACACGAAGGGUUUCUCUCCAGUGUGGACUCUCAUGUGUUUUUUUAAACUGUGGUUCUGUACAAAGGCCACACGGCACACCGGACAGGAAAAUGCUUUCUCCCCCGUGUGUGUCUUCAUGUGUCUCACAAGAGUCGUUCGGUCAUAAGAGCCUCUGUUGCAGAUGGAGCAGGAAUAUGGUUUCUCUCCGGUGUGUAUUCUCAUGUGCGUGGUUAAGUUGGACUUUUGAGAGAAGCUUUUACCGCACACCGAACACGUAAAAGGUUUCUCUCCGGUGUGCGUCCUCGAGUGGAUUUUCAAAUCCUGAUUUCGCCGGCAACUCACGCCGCACACGGAACAAGUGAAAGGUUUUUCUCCGGUGUGUAUUCUCGCGUGUGUCGUCAAACUGCCUUUCUGAGUGAAAGCUUUACCGCACACUGAGCACACAAAGGGUUUCUCUCCUGUGUGGGUUCUCACGUGCCUCUCCAGGGUGGACUUGUUGACAAAGGUCUCGCCACACCGGGAGCAUUUCCGACAUGCGGUGUCAUCAUCGGUGUCCGGGGAGCGUGACCACGCAUCGUCGCCGUUUGACGGCGUCGCCGAGAGGUCGUCUGCUUCAUUGCCGCUUUGAAGCUCCUCCUCCUCAUCUUCACUCUUCACCUGGACCACAAACACUGGGAGCUCCUCCACUCCUUCGAAACGCUCGUCGCUGUGAUCCUCCUCUUCCUCUUUCAUGUGGGGGGGCUGUGGCUCCCACUUUUCCUUCUUAAUGCGGGGGGGCUGUUGCUCCCACUUUUCCUCAAUGUGGGGGGGCUGUGGCACCCACUCCUUCUCCUUACUGUGGGGGAACUGCGGCUCCUCUUUUUCCUCCUCCUGCUGCUGAGGAAGAUCUUCUUUACAGACGUCUGCAGGGCAGAAAAGUGAAAGUGAAAGUAGCUUUUGGUAGAAGUCAAGACUCGGUCACCUGCCUGGCGGUGUCCCGGAGCGUGUGAUGGAAGAAGGAUGCUUGACCAAUAGUAACUAUGUACCAAUAGUAACUAUGUACCAAU
Doryrhamphus excisus (bluestripe pipefish) is the source of this 5598-nucleotide messenger RNA. NCBI's taxonomy places the organism in Eukaryota, Metazoa, Chordata, Actinopteri, Syngnathiformes, Syngnathidae. The record is from RefSeq and is a predicted model, not a curated record.